GGAGGAGUAGCCUGACUUGUUAGUCCUGUCUGCUCGCUCAACAGCAGAGACUUCAUCUCAGCGCAUUUCAUCCAUCACAUCGAGCGUGGAGUCAUCAGAGGAUGGACAGACUAAACAGACAGGACAUACCUCUGAGUAAAGUGGACGACGUAGAGGCAUUGACAGGGCGCUCUGGAAAAGUGUAUCGAUCCAUCAACCUUAACCACUAUGCCACGAAGAAGACUGCCGCUCAGAGCAUGCUGGACGUCGCUCUGCUGAUGGCCAACUCAUCCCAGCUGAAGACUGUUCUCUAUGUUGGGGCUCAGUACCGCUUCUACCUCCCUCUCAUUGUCCUGCUGUCUAUAUCUAUCACGCUACAAGUCGCAGUGGGGCUGCUGCUCGUCUUUAUUGUAAAGUAUGAUCUGAACGACGUGAGGAAACAUGCCAAGUUGGACCGGAUGAACAACGCAGCAACAGUCUUUGUCUUCUUCACGGUCCUCAUCAACAUCUUCAUCACAGCCCUCGGCUUUGAGGGACAGAUCAUCAGGUCAGCAGAAUCACAUUUGAUUGCUAUAACAGAGCCUCAGCUCGCCCCUCUGCCCAUUGAUGUUAACGUGACUGGUGUCAUUUAGACCAGUCUCUGGACCAUAAUAACACAUCCCCUUGUUCUUGUUCUCAAAGCUUUGAAUUCUUGUGGGCUUUGGCAGGACACUGUAAAGACAUAUAUGGCCAUACAUUCCUCAGCUGGAACAAACCACUGAUUCCUGAAUGGAUUUCAUGGAUUCAAAUGAUUAGGACAGAAAGGCAUUUCUGGAUCCAUUCUGAGACCAACAUCAAACACAUCCUCAACUCAGGAUCAAGGCCAUAUAAUACGAUUUGGCACUUAAUAUUGAAUUGAAUACCUUUUAUUGUAGUUCAUUUUGCCAUGGAUUUUGUGAAGCACUUUGUAACCUUGUUUAGAUAAGUGCUAUACAAAUAAAGUUAUUAUAAUGAAUUCCACUCAGCCAAAAACCUCAGCCUGAAUACAUUACCACUGGCUCAUCAGGCUCCUAGGACAGAUGCCAACACUAAUGCACAGUGAUGACCCCUUGCUGGACUAAUAUGUCUCAGAAUGCAAAAAUAAAUCUGCACAUUUAUGCCAAACUAUUUAAAGCUUCUAUCUUGUAAAUAUAACUGCAUUGUAUUGUUUUGUACAAAUGUUAGUGUGGUGCAUUUAAGCCGAUCUAUAGUAUUGAACCAAAUAAAUGUAUUACAUACACCAGUAAAA
Hippoglossus stenolepis (Pacific halibut) is the source of this 1246-nucleotide messenger RNA. RefSeq lists its product as uncharacterized. Gene Ontology annotation, cellular component: membrane. The record is from RefSeq and is a predicted model, not a curated record. Gene Ontology annotation, biological process: cell adhesion; tissue regeneration. The transcript has 4 exons. Bases 102 to 611 code for a protein of 169 amino acids. Lineage: Eukaryota; Metazoa; Chordata; Actinopteri; Pleuronectiformes; Pleuronectidae.